GAUGAGCUGUGCUGGUUUCCUUCUGUCGAGCUGGGUCCCAUGCUCAUCCAGAAAGUCAGAAACGAUGGAAAGAAUUUCUUUUCAUGAAAUUGGGUGCCAUGGUUACUCCUGGUGACUGGUGUAGUAGUGUGGUUCCGAAGGUUGCCGUGUACCCCGCUGGGUUGGCUCAGGUCAACCCACGACCAUUCUUCGUAGUGCUCCUAUCACCGGCCCGUUGAUUGCCUGCCCCACUCGGCCUCUCCCCUCCCCGUGCCUUCCCGCCGCGAAGCCGCCGCCGUUCGCCCUCCAGCCCACCUCCUCCGUGCCGGCGCUUCCUACUGCCGUCCGCAGCCGUCGUCCGCCCUCCAGCCGCAUCGCCGAGCUCCUCCGCGGGCGGCUGGCUUCCUUCGCGCCGCCCGGACCUCCCCCGCGCGGCGGCCUCCGCUCCAGCGCCGGCCCGGCUCCGCGCCGAGUUACUCCACCCCGAUUGAUUCCCCGCCGAGCUCCUCCGCGCCGCGCCGAGCGCAUCCCCGUCGAGCUCCUCCGGCGACGACCUCCUCCACCUCCGCGCCGACCCAGGCGGCGGGGAGGUGGAGCAGCGGUGAACAAGCGGCGGCGGGCCUGAGAGAGGGAGAGGAGAGAGAGGUAGGCGCGGCGUGGGUCCAUGCGAGUCGCCGAGUCAACGGCGCACGCGAUUGGAGUGCUGCCUGCGUCCACUGGUGAAAACGAGUUACGAGCCGUUGGAUUCGUUUUUGACGUCGGAUACAUAGGCGAAAGCAACAUGACUCACUGAAGGAAGCCUGCACGCUGGCGAAGACAAAUAGAUGUUUGCAGUCAUGUGAAAGUGCUUUUGCAGUCAGGAUUUUGUUUAAAAGAAAAUGGACUCUGAGUCUAGCAGAUAUGAAAAGCUGGAGAGCAUGUUACACAAUGGAAGUUCAGAACCAUGCAAUCUACCAUUAGAAUAUUUGAGAAACAUCACAAACAACUUUUCUGAUGAGCGACUACUUGGUGAAGGUGGUUUUGGCAAGGUAUAUAAGGGAGUACUACAAAAUGGGGAAACAAUUGCUGAAAAGAAACUUAAUUCGUCAAUACCAGGAGUUACGGAUAGGCAAUUUGAGAAUGAGGCCUAUCAUCUUAUGAGGCUCAGACAUCCAAAUGUAGUGCUACUUACAGCCUGCUGUUCUGAAACAGAGAAUACAUAUGUAGAGUAUAAUGGGAAAUACAUCUGUGCUGAGAAGUCAGAAAGGUUGCUUUGCUUAGAGUACAUGCCUAAAGGAAGCCUUCGUGGGUACCUUUCAGACUUUGGCUUGUCCAGACUCUUCAGUGAGGAGAAAACUUGGACUUGCACGACAAGUCGUGAUGGAACAUUGGGUUACAUGGCGCCAGAAUACAUAAACAGAGGUCUAAUCACAACAAAGUCCGACAUAUUCAGUUUUGGUGUAAUAAUCAUAGAGAUAGUGACAGGACACAGGGACUACCCAGAUGAGACUGAAAUAUCUUCCCAGGAAUUUAUUGAGCUUAUAAUUAAUAAUUGGAGAAAUAGUCUGGAAAAAUCACAGUGCUAUACAUCAUUUGAGAAUGAUUGCCAAAAAAUAAGAAGAUGCAUUCAGAUCGGUCUUCUCUGUGUGAAACUUGACCGGUCGAAAAGGCCUACAACAAGCCAAAUUAUCAAAAUGCUUCAUGAACCGGAAGGUGCAGCAAGCGCCAAGAGAAAAGAGUCAGCCUCUCUGAGAAUAGAAGAAAUGAGAGUGAAAAGGCAUGAUACAGAUCAGUGGAUGUCAUAUUGACAUCUUCCUGAGAACCUCAAGGAAAGAAUACGGUGUUAUGAACAAUACAGAUGGCAAGAAACAAGCGGUGUUGAUGAAGAGCAACUCCUUGUGAAUCUCCCCAAAGAUCUUAGGAGGGAUAUAAAACUACAUCUUUGUUUAUCACUUCUCAUGAGGGUUCCAAUGUUUGAAAAUAUGGACGAUCAGCUCUUGAAUGGCAUGUCUGAUCGCCUAAAGCCCAUUCUAUACACAGAAGGCAGCUGCAUCAUUUGUGAAGGGGAUCCAGUAACCGAAAUGCUCUUCAUCAUGCGAGGAAAUCUAAUGAGCAUGACAACAAAUGGUGGAAGGACUGGCUUCUUCAACUCCGACAUUCUGAAAGGUGGAGAUUUCUGCAGCGAGGAGCUCCUAACAUGGGCUCUUGACCCCACAUCAACAUCAAGCCUCCCCAACUCAACAAGGAUGAUGAAGACAAUUUCCAAAGUCGAAGCUUUUGCUUUGAGGGUUGAUGAUUUGAGGUUUGUGGCCACCCAGUUCCGACGACUCCACAGCAAGCAGCUCCAGCACCAGGAGCAGUGGAGAACCUGGGCCGCCUGUUUCAUCCAAGCAGCCUGGCACCGGUACUGCAGGAAGAAGACUGAAUAUUCCUUGUACGAGAAGGAGAGGUUGUCGUUCGCGAUUGUGAUUGAAGGCUCCACCUCUCUCAGCUUCAUGGCAGCACUGUAUGCUUCACGUUUCGCUAGAAACAUGGUACGGAUCUUGAGGAGAAAAGCCACGCGCAAGGCCCGGCUGCCUGCGAGACUGCUGUGGAAGCCUGCAGAGACCAACUUCUCUGCGGAAGAGCAGUAACGUUCGCUAUCCGUACUUUGCGGAACAUCAUUAACCCCCUCUUAAAGAUCAACAUGCUAAUCCUAUGGACUUAGCGAGCGUCAGUCCCUGUUCAAGAGAACAGGGCAUGAAAAACUGCGUGGCUGCUGUCUAAGGGGCUAAACUCAUGUCACAUCGGAUGUUUGAUACUAAUUAGGAGUAUUAAAUAUUGUCUAAUUAUAAAACUAAUUGCACAGAUGCA
Messenger RNA from Setaria italica (foxtail millet), 2811 nucleotides. Its product is annotated as cyclic nucleotide-gated ion channel 1. NCBI's taxonomy places the organism in Eukaryota, Viridiplantae, Streptophyta, Magnoliopsida, Poales, Poaceae. The record is from RefSeq and is a predicted model, not a curated record. Gene Ontology annotation, molecular function: ATP binding; protein kinase activity. Gene Ontology annotation, biological process: protein phosphorylation.